UAGUGUUGUAUUACCAAGCCAGUCAUAAAAGCACCCUAGCCACAUUAAAUUUCGAAAAGCUGGGUUUUCAGCUCAAUUUUGUGUUUACCGGUGUAUAAACCAAAUCUUUCAACCAUUACCACUAAAGAGAUGCCCCCUAAGUUAAAAUUCUCUGAAGGAGAAAAGGUGUUAUGUUUUCAUGGGCCGCUUAUAUACGAAGCAAAAUGCUUGAAGUCGACGGUAACGAAGGAAAAACAGAUAAAAUAUCUUAUACAUUAUGCUGGCUGGAACAAAAACUGGGAUGAAUGGGUUCCAGAAAGCAGAGUGCUCAAAUACAAUGAAGCAAACGUGGCCAAACAGAAGGAGGUGCAAAAAGCCCACUCAGCACAGCCCGGUAAAUCCAAGAAGUCUGGCAAAAAAUCUGUGAAUGCCAAGUCUGAUAAGGAAGUGAAAGAUGGUGAUUCCAGAGCAAGUACUCCCAUAGGUGAAAUAACAAAAGGGGGUAAAACAAAAUUGGCCAGUACACCUUCCAGUGGUCAAGACUCCAGUUCUGAUGUCCCCAGGAAGAAGAGGGGUCGAUUGGACCCUUCUGUGGAGUCUGAGGAGCAGUUUUUAAGCAAGGUUGAAAUUAAAGUAAAAAUUCCCGACGAACUUAAACCAUGGUUAGUGGACGAUUGGGAUAUAAUUACGCGUCAAAGAAAAUUGGCCAACCUUCCGGCGAAAACUAACGUCGACCAAAUCCUUGACAACUACUUGAAUUACCGAAAAUCUGCCAAAUCGAACAACGCGAGCAAAGAAUCUGCCACCAUAGAAAUCGUGAAAGGAAUCAAGGAAUAUUUUAACGUAAUGUUGGGCACGCAACUUUUAUACAAAUUCGAGAGGCCGCAGUAUGCGGAAAUUUUGCAAAGCCACCCUGAUAAGCCCAUGUCGGAAAUUUACGGCGCCAUUCAUUUGUUAAGGCUGUUUGUAAAGUUGGGCGCCAUGUUAGCAUAUACGCCACUGGACGAAAGAAGUAUACAGCUGCUGCUGACAAACAUACAGGAUUUUCUUAAGUAUUUAAUAAAAAACAGCGCCCAGUUAUUUAGUUUACAAGAUUACGGCAAUGCUUCUCCGGAAUACCAUAGAAAAGCACUGUGAUAUGAUGAUAAGUAAUUUAGACUGAAUAAUUGAAAAAAAGUAGAAAAUUUACUUGGUUUCUAUAUUUUUUAUGUUUAAAUUUUAAUUUAACCCCAUUCUACAUUUUCAUCAAGCUUUUUAGUCCUAACUCAAUUAUUAAGUGGUAGAUUAUUAUAUUCUGAUUAAUUAAUUAUUUAAGAGUAAACUUAGCAUUGCCAUGUAUAACCAAUCUUAGGAUUGUUUUAAUUUGUUUAUUGUAUUAUACAAUCUACAUAAAUAAAUGUUUUUUUUAAUAAAGUAUGAAUUAUUUUUUACAAUCGGCCAAAAAAAG
Messenger RNA from Brassicogethes aeneus, 1426 nucleotides. The record is from the annotation of a GenBank genome assembly. NCBI's taxonomy places the organism in Eukaryota, Metazoa, Arthropoda, Insecta, Coleoptera, Nitidulidae.